AUGGCUACUGUACAUGAACCAACUGUUGUUGGGGUAUCCAGCUUCAAUGCAGCAGAAGAUGCGGCAGCACUUCGAGCGGCUAUGAAAGGCUUUGGAACUGAUGAAGAUGCUAUCAUUGAAAUUCUGACGUCUAGGUCUAACGCUCAGCGGCAGGCCAUCUCAAAGGCUUUCACUCAUGAGUAUGGAAGGGACCUAAUCGAUGACCUGAAAUCGGAACUGGGUGGACAUUUUGAAGACGUAAUUGUAGCCCUGAUGCUGCCACCAGCAGAGUACCUGUGCAAGGAGCUGCACCAUUGCAUGGAGGGCAUGGGUACAGAUGAAAAUUUGAAGCUUAUGAAACAUUAUAUAACCGUCCCUCUAGCAGAGCACAUGUGCUCAGAGACAUCUGGAGACUUCCGAAGGCUCCUCACUUUGAUUGUUACUGGUGCACGAGACGAGGAGGCUGGUGUUGAUGCUGCUCGCGCUGCUGAGGCUGCUCAGCAGCUGUACGACGCUGGUGAGGGGAAAUGGGGCACGGACGAGGAAAUUUUUAAUAAGAUAUUGGCUCACGAAAGCUUCGGGCAAUUGCGUGCUAUAUUCGAAGAGUACAAGAACAUUUCUGGACGGACCAUUGAGCAGGCGAUCAAGGCGGAGAUAUCUGGGGAACUGGCGGAUGCCCUGAGCGCCAUUGUGGAAUGCGUUGAGAAUUCCGCGGCGUGGUUCGCGCAGCGCCUCCGCGGUUCCAUGCAGGGCAUGGGCACCGACGACCGGAGCCUCAUCCGGAUCAUCGUCUCCAGGUCGGAGCGGGAUCUGGGCGCCAUCAAACGGGAAUACGAGGCCCUCUACAAUAAGACGCUUAGCAGCGAAGUCAGGGUAUUGGAGUGUGUGGAGAAUGCUGCCGCGUGGUUCGCGAGCAGACUCCGUAGUGCGAUGCAGGGAGGUGGCACUGAGGAUAAGACCCUCAUAAGGAUUAUCGUGAACCGAUCAGAGAUAGACCUGGCCGCUAUUAAGAGGGAGUACGAGAGCCUCUACGAUAAGACUCUGCAAAGUGACGUUGCGGGAGAGACAUCGGGUGACUACAGAAAGGCGCUCAUCGCUCUUCUAGGUCCUGCUUAA
Messenger RNA from Leptosia nina, 1095 nucleotides. The record is from the annotation of a GenBank genome assembly. NCBI's taxonomy places the organism in Eukaryota, Metazoa, Arthropoda, Insecta, Lepidoptera, Pieridae.